Molecule: messenger RNA, 402 nt
Organism: Oppiella nova
Lineage: Eukaryota; Metazoa; Arthropoda; Arachnida; Sarcoptiformes; Oppiidae
Source: the annotation of a GenBank genome assembly
AAUUGGAUGAAUUUGAGGGAUGCCGACAAUGGCAGGAUCAUCUGGGAGGAGAGCACCGACCUAUCCAAACCAGACCAAGAACACGAAGCUCGAGUGCCAAAGUCUAUACUCAAAUGCAGAGCCGUUUCCCGUGAAAUCAACUUCUCUUCGGUGGAAGCGAUGGAAAAGUUUCGAUUAGAACAGAGGGUUCUCUUCAAAGGCAAAUGUCUCGAAGAGUGGUUCUUUGAGUUCGGAUACGUGAUCCCCAACUCGACCAACACAUGGCAGUCGCUUAUAGAGGCGGCUCCAGAGAGUCAGAUGAUGCCCGCCAAUGUACUCAACGGUAACGUUAUAAUUGAGACCAAAUUCUUUGACGACGACCUCUUAGUGAGCACUUCAAAGGUUCGCCUCUUUUACAUCUGA